Messenger RNA from Dioscorea cayenensis subsp. rotundata (Guinea yam), 1775 nucleotides. Its product is annotated as probable alpha-amylase 2. Gene Ontology annotation, biological process: carbohydrate metabolic process. The transcript has 12 exons. Bases 277 to 1539 code for a protein of 420 amino acids. The record is from RefSeq and is a predicted model, not a curated record. Lineage: Eukaryota; Viridiplantae; Streptophyta; Magnoliopsida; Dioscoreales; Dioscoreaceae. Gene Ontology annotation, molecular function: alpha-amylase activity; calcium ion binding.
ACACAAAAAUGGGUGCACAUGGACGGGCCUUGUUUCUUGCUUCCCCUUUCGGCAUAUUCUUGGUGGAAAGUCUAUCAUAGAUUCCCACCUUGCGUUCAUACUUUGUUCUUUGAUGGUGGUUAUGAAGAGAUGGAACCUUCUUCAUGUCCUCCUCCUUCACCUUGCACCUCUAUAAAUUCUCCUCAUUGUCGAAGAACUACAAGUGGUAACCUUCACAUCCGUUGCUUCUUCGGUGAAUCAAGACUGUGCAAACUGUGGAGAACGUGGUGAGAAACCAUGCAGGCCACACAGGCUAUGCAGUCUGUGCCACCCAAGGAAGAGAUCUCCCAUGAAACAGAGCCUUUCACUGGCAAUGUGAUACAAAAUGGAAGAGAGAUACUUCUACAGGCUUUCAAUUGGGAAUCUCAUAAAUAUGAUUGGUGGAAAAAUCUCGAAGAUAAAGUACCAGAUAUAGCUAAAUCUGGAUUUACAUCAGUUUGGCUUCCACCCCCAUCGCAUUGUGCUCUUGAACCAGAAGGCUAUCUUCCACAAAACCUCUAUUCUCUUAACUCUGCUUAUGGUUCAGAGCACCAAUUAAAAUCUUUGCUUCAGAAACUAUGUUCAUACAAAGUAAGAGCAAUGGCUGAUAUAGUUAUCAACCAUCGAGUUGGGACUCGUCAAGGGCAUGGAGGAAUGUACAAUCGCUUUGAUGGGAUUCCAUUGCCAUGGGACGAACAUGCUGUCACAUCGUGUUCGGGUGGAUCAGGAAAUAAAAGCACCGGUGAGAACUUUGAAGGAUUUCCGAACAUUGAUCAUACACAAAAUCAUGUGAGGAGAGAUAUAAUUGGAUGGUUGACAUGGCUGAGAAAUACCAUUGGAUUCCAGGAUUUCCGAUUUGAUUUUGCAAAAGGUUAUGAUGCAAAGUAUGUAAAAGAGUAUGUUGAAGAGUCGAAGCCUCUUUUUUCAAUAGGCGAAUAUUGGGUUGAUUGCAGUUAUAGUUCUGGCUUGGACCACAAUCAAGAUAACCAUAGGCAGGGGAUUAUUAACUGGAUCGAUGGCACAGGAGGUCUUUGUGCUGCUUUUGAUUUCACAACCAAGGGUAUACUUCAGGAAGCAAUUACAGGUCAGUUUUGGCGUUUGCGUGACUCUGAUGGAAAGCCACCUGGUGUGAUGGGGUGGUGGCCUUCGAGAGCAGUUACCUUUAUUGAGAACCAUGACACUGGUUCGACACAGCAGCGUUGGCCAUUCCCUUCCAGCCAUGUGAUGCAGGGAUAUGCGUAUAUACUUACCCAUCCAGGAUUACCCAUGGUGUUCUAUGAUCAUUUUUAUGAUUGGGGUCAGUCUAUGCAUGACCAAAUUUUGAAAUUGAUGGAAAUUCGAAAACUAUUGGAUAUUCACAGUGAAUCAUCAAUAAGAAUUCUUGAAGCAAAAUCAAACCUUUACGCUGCAAUCAUCGGGGAGAAACUAUGCAUGAAGAUAGGAGAUGAAGCAUGGUGUCCGGAUGGUGAGGAGUGGAUACUUGCGACAAGCGGGCACAGUUAUGCCAUCUGGAACAAGUAAAAUUUCAAUAAUUUGGUCUCGUUUUCACUUGUUGAAUUUGAAAGAAUAAAGUCAACGCCUCCACUCAUAAAUUAUUAUGUUUGUCUUGAUUAAUUUUUGUGUAAGAUCAAAUUAUGCUAAUAAUAAAUAAACCAUGACAUGCCAUGAGAAAGAGAUGUUUGUAUUGAUUUCCUUAUGGCAGUAAAUUAGUCUGGAAGAGAAUAUGUGAAUUGAUGCAAGACGAAAUCUUCAAACCA